This is a messenger RNA of Candida albicans SC5314, 2436 nucleotides long. Its product is annotated as serine/threonine protein kinase. Gene Ontology annotation, cellular component: cytoplasm. Gene Ontology annotation, molecular function: ATP binding; protein serine/threonine kinase activity. The record is from RefSeq and is a predicted model, not a curated record. The coding region runs from base 1 to 2436 and encodes 811 amino acids. Gene Ontology annotation, biological process: peptidyl-serine phosphorylation; autophagy. The transcript has a single exon. NCBI's taxonomy places the organism in Eukaryota, Fungi, Ascomycota, Pichiomycetes, Serinales, Debaryomycetaceae.
AUGGAUACAAAUAAAUUAGCAAUUGUACUAGAUCCCAAAUCGAACCGGAAAAUAAUUAAUCAUAGAUAUAAAAUCAUAAAGAAAAUAGGUCAAGGGCAAUAUGGGAAAGUAUUAUUGGGAGAAGAUGUUACAACUACGGUAACUUCCACUGAAAAGAAUAAGUCAACCACGAUUUCAACUUACGUUGCCAUAAAAACUAUUAAUCGAAUAGAUAAAUCGAGGCUAUUAUUAGUGAAGAAUUCUAGUAAUAACAUCAGCAUGAAGAUUAAACGUGAGAUAACAAUAAUGAAACAAUGCAAUCAUCCUAAUAUUGUUAAAUUGUACCAAGUAAUUGAUGAUUUAAGAUUUGAUAAAAUAUUAUUGAUUUUAGAAUAUUGUCAAUAUGGUGAAAUUGACUGGAAACGAUAUAAUCAUUACCGUGAAAAAUAUAGAAAGAUUGAUACUGAAAGCACGCGAGGGAACACUAACUCCAUACCACAAACACGUUUGACCUUAAACAAGAUUCUACGUGACAUCAUUAACGGAUUAGAAUAUUUGCAUGAUUAUAAACAUAUAAUACAUCGAGAUUUGAAGCCAUCAAACUUACUAAUAAACCAGAAUAAUACUGUCAAAAUAUCAGAUUUUGGGGUGAGUCUAUUACUAGAGAAUAAUGCUAAUGACGCCAAAGAAUUGGCAAAAAUCAUGGGUACGCCAGCAUUUUAUGCGCCUGAACUAUGUCAAUUUGUUAAUAAUCGGUUUUCUAUGGUUACUAACGAAGAUCAUGCUGGUAACAAAAUUAAAAUUAGUUAUAAUAUUGACAUUUGGUCAUUGGGAGUGACUUUGUAUUGUUUACUGUUUAAUAAUUUACCCUUUAAUGGUAAUAAUGAAUUUGAAAUGUGUAAGAACAUUGUUAAAAGUGAACUACAAUUCCCUUUAAUCAAGCAUUCAUCAAAAGUUACAGAGAAUGAUAUCCAAGAAUUGAAAUGUUUGAAAGAUUUAAUCAAGAAAAUUUUGGUCAAAGACCCAGAUGAAAGAAUAUCAUUGAAAGAGAUUAAAGUGCAUCCAUUUACUACAUUUGAUUUAAGUGAAUUAGAGAAGAAGAAGUUUUUCAAGUUUAAUCAAAAUAUAUUCAAGGCAGAAGAUUGUAAAAAAGAACUUGAUGUUGAUGGAGCAAUUCCUGCUUCAUCUCCACAAUCUUCAAGUUUGUCAAAAAGGAUCAAGAAUUUGUUUUCAAGCAAACUGCCUGUUGCUACUACUGCUACCACUACCACUUCUUCUCCACCUCCAGCAACUACAUUACCGUCAACACCAGGAAAUUCAUCCCUGAAACACACACCAAGCAAUUUGAAAUAUAACAAUUUGUCAUUAAAGGAGUUGGAGCAUGUAGAUGAUUUAUUGGAUUCUUAUUUGGACGAUUCAUCAUCAUUGGGGAGUAUUGAAGGAGACGACGAAGGUGUUGAUACAUCUAAUAUACUUGGUGAUUUGGAUAAAGAUACAAAUUAUGAUCAUUCGCCACUGCAAUUACAAGAAAAAGCCAGUGAUCUAACCAAGAAUGCGACACAAGUAGAAACAAAGCAUAAACCUCAACCAUUGGAUUUGAAGCAAGCGGUAACAUCUUUCCCACCACUACCGCCACCUCGAGGUAACUUUUCUUCUUCUUUGGAGGUGACAAACAAUAGUAAUGAUAAUACCUCAUCACCAGUGACACCAAUAAAUGAAAACAUUACUACCAUUAUUGGAGAAAGGUCGCCUGUGAAUAAUUACAAUGGUAUCAAUGACAAUAUUGGGGAUUUCCCAAAGCCUUCGAGACAAAGUUUUGAAAAACAAAAUAAACUGGCAUCAUUAGCAUCAAUGACCUAUCAACCUACAAUUAUAUCAUUAUCAUCUCCAGUGAAAACAAAAUCAGAAUCGUGGGGAGGUAAACCGAAUAAUACGUCUAUACACAAUAGUAUUGGCGGAAUAAGUGAUAAUCAUAAACAUUUGAAUAUGUUUGAGCCACCCCUGAUAUUUAGAGAAUCAAAGCCUCAGCCACCCCUGGAGGGAAAUAAAUCUGCCACUGUUGGCAAUACUGAAAAUAGUUUUGGUUCUACAAGUCGUCGAAACUCAAAUACUUCUCAACAUUUUGGGUAUGGAUUAUCAAGAAUUACUAGUUCUUCAUCAAGUUUGAAUUUGAAUGCAUAUUUGACUGACGAUGACGAUGAUAAUGAUAUUAAUUCUGCUUUAAUGCCAGAACUGAAUCGUUCAUCAUCGAUAUCGACAAGAUAUAGUUUAAAAAGUAUUCAACAACAACUGCAACCACCACCACCACAACAACAACAACAGGAUAAACUGCAAAACAUCGAGCAUAAUGAAGAUCACGACGAGUCAGAAGAAGGUGAUUCAACCAUAAUUGCUAAUAAUUAUCAAAUUAUGAGAAAUUAUAAUGAUAUGAGUAGUUACUUAGAUGGGUUAGAUUAA